This is a messenger RNA of Aspergillus melleus, 1702 nucleotides long. Its product is annotated as SET domain protein. Gene Ontology annotation, biological process: regulation of DNA-templated transcription. The record is from RefSeq and is a predicted model, not a curated record. NCBI's taxonomy places the organism in Eukaryota, Fungi, Ascomycota, Eurotiomycetes, Eurotiales, Aspergillaceae. Gene Ontology annotation, molecular function: protein binding; histone H3K36 methyltransferase activity. Gene Ontology annotation, cellular component: nucleus; chromatin. The coding region runs from base 159 to 1649 and encodes 496 amino acids. The transcript has a single exon.
ACCCGCAUAGAACAAAUACCGUGAACGCUAUACAUGGCAAACAUAAACACGGAAUAUAUAAUGCAAGACGCCUCAAACCUAGAAGUACACCACAUUAAACUGCCAUUACUCGUUAACACCCUCGCAAUCUAGAUUUCUUGUACUCUAUUACACUAAUCAUGGCUCCAAAAAAGGCAAAGAGUCAGAGAACUAACAAAAGUUUGAAAGCCACGACAACCGGCAAGAAGCAAAAGGUCCAGGCGACCGCGAAGGUAUCAAAAGCGCAGGCGGCUGGCAAGAUCUCAAAAGUCAAGAAGGCCAAAAAGCGUUCAAAGGGCCGACCAGCUGGCAAGAAGUCGAAAGCCCAAAGCACCGACACAGCCCCAGAGGCUCAGGAGUCCCGUAACAAUUCUACCGACCAGGCGCCUGAAAAGGAGACAACCAGCAGGAAACGAAAGGCCAGUGAACCGGGAGACUUGAUCCUUCAGCCACGGGUCCUGAAGAAACCCAAGAUCUUUCUCAAUCUGAAGCUUGACGAGCCUAAAAUCCAGCCUUCCCGGCGGGCUACCGAGAUUAUCGCUGCGAUCUACUGGGAUAUCAACAAUAUAUGCUUAAUCCAGGGCCUCGUGUCGAAGAACAACAAUGAUCAAAAUCAGCUCGCAUUCUACCGGUCGCAGCACAACGAGGCACAGAAGCUGGUGCGCAUGGCAGUUGACUAUAAGUUAAAUGCCCUGAAUCCCGCCGAGAAGGAAGCACGCGAGGUGAGGAAUAUCGCGCGAUUUGUCCGCAAUUUCGGGUGGAGGACUCUGGCAAUCUGCGCGUGGGCGGAAGCAUUUCGCAGAGCAUGUUUAGAGGAGACGGAUCCCGCAGUUUGGAAGAAACUGCUCGUCCUGAUUCGAGAGAACUCAGAAAGCGUGGUCUAUUUCGCUCGAUUGCGGAACCUGGAUUGGCGCGGUCUGCUGCUCCGAUACUCCAAUCACCCCAUCCCGGAACUCAGGAAGCACCUGAAGUGGGUUUAUAAGUGGAUCGGCAAGGAUCAUCCGCACCAUUUUGUGCGAACCAUAAGCGGCGGACUGCGCAGGCCAUCCUAUAAACGCCGACUACAGGAACAUAUGGACGAGUGUUUAUUCGACCCAGCGAAUUGGGCCGCAGACGGUCGAGAGGUGGAGGACCCCACCCUCCGUCAGGAGAGACACGGUGACUGCGCCCUUUGCGGGUCGAGCGAGCUCUGUGACUGCAAGCCGGGUCGUCUGGUAGCAGGUCUGGUCGAACUAGUCGAUUAUCCCGCAAAGGGGACAGGGAUUCGGGCUUUGACAAACUUCAAGAAAGGGGAGCUUUUGGCGGAAUACGUGGGGGAAAUCCAACCCGGUGAUCAUGACGAUGUCGUUUACGGUCUUUAUCUUCAGACCGAGGCCGAUGGUGAACCCGUGCUUGCAAGUAUAUCGUCCCAGUUCAAGGGGAACUGGACUCGAUUUAUCAAUCAUUCCUGUAACCCCAGUACCGAGUUUGAGUAUCGGACCAUAGGGAAUCGGGUGCGAAUGACAGUGGAGGCCCUCCGGGACAUCUCUAUCUUUGAGGAACUCACCAUCAGCUAUGGGGAAUGGUACUGGCCAUCACUUGGCCGGUGGUGCCAAUGCGGAGAGCCGAAUUGCAUGUACAAAAAAGACUAAACCUAGGUUGUCAGCGAUUUAUCUAGAUGUCGAGAUUCAAUGGGGGAUCAGGG